This is a messenger RNA of Coccomyxa subellipsoidea C-169, 1676 nucleotides long. RefSeq lists its product as hypothetical. Gene Ontology annotation, biological process: succinate transmembrane transport; acetate transmembrane transport. Gene Ontology annotation, molecular function: acetate:proton symporter activity. The record is from RefSeq and is a predicted model, not a curated record. Gene Ontology annotation, cellular component: plasma membrane. The transcript is spliced from 11 exons. The coding region runs from base 78 to 887 and encodes 269 amino acids. NCBI's taxonomy places the organism in Eukaryota, Viridiplantae, Chlorophyta, Trebouxiophyceae, Coccomyxaceae.
AAUAGACGGUUCCCAAUCCCACGCUUGAUACGAGAGCCUCUCAGUUGCGUCUGGAGAAAGGACACAAACUUCACAGGAUGUCUCAGACGGAAGUUCAAGUUCACCCCGAGAUCGGCGCCUCUUGGAGGGUCAGGCACACUGGUGGUGACCUCGACCUCAACCCUGCGGACGCAAUCUACACGAGAGAACAGUACACAGCGACCAAGCUCAUCGCGAAUGCGCCAAUUGGCAACCCUGGGCCACUGGGCCUGUACGCCUUUGGCCUCACCACAGCCUUCCUCCAGGGUGCUGUCACACAAAUUACUGACCCCCAGCCCACCAAGGACUUUGUUGCCUGCUUUGCUCUCUUCUAUGGGGGUACGAUCCAGCUGCUGGCAGGCAUGUGGGAAAUGUGGAAGAACAACACCUUCGCAGCCACCGCCUUUUCCAGCUACGGCGGCUUUUGGCUGGGAUGGGGCCUCUACAUGAUCCUCCACGCGGCCAAUAUUUGGACUGGGGAGUCCAGCAGCAAGCCAGUGAAGAACUACAGCCUGGUGACGACUGAGGAAAUGAUGCUGAGCCUGUGGGGUAUUCUCACCUUCUGCUUCUUUGUCCAGACCCUGCGCAUCAACCGCGCCCUGCAGACGCUGUUCUUCUCCCUGGCAGUGCUAUUCUUCCUGCUGGCGGGAGGAGUGCGCAACGUGCUGUGUAACAAGGUGGCCGGCUGGGUUGGAAUCUGGGUCGCCUUUGUGGCCUUCUACGCAGCAACUGCCAUCCUCACCGGCGAAGUCUGGGACCAUGAGUACCUGCCUCUGGGGCAUGUCAACAGGACGCAGCAUGCAGCCAAGACCAAAAAGGGCGCCCUUGCGGCGCCGGCCGGCCCCGUCGCAGCCGAGGAAAGGCUGUGAGGGAAAGCAACAAAUGAGCCCAUGGCUUGUGAGGCCACAAACAAAGGACACACCUCUUAUCCGAUUUGAGGCCUUGAAAUGCACGAGCUGCAAGACAUCCAACGAUGCCAAGCCGUUGAUAAACUACAUGUCUUUAAUCCUGACUGACGGCGCAGAUGGAUGAGGGCCAUUAAAUAUACAUAUUGUCAUUAAUGUACAUAAACAGGCGCUAUUGAGACAAAUGCAUAGGUCAGACCGCAUUGUGAGGAUUAGAUAGGCAGCGAGAGAGAGUGACACGGGUGAAUAAGACACAAAAAUCUUCUUGGAGCUUGGAGCAAAGUACACAAAGAUCUAUGUUGGAGGCUCCUGAGUAUAGGAAUUUCUAUUUUCUACUUCCACCGUUACUGUUGAGGGCGUGCAUUGUCGCUGUCAAUACUGGUUGUGUCAUCAGGCAACGAAAUGGGACUCAAGUCGCAUUUGGUUGGUCAUUUCAUUGCCCUCGUCGUGACAAUUUUGAGGUAUGCUAGCAUGCGCUGGUACCAGUAUUUGCUGACUAGUUUAUAAGGGAUAUUUGUGACAGUUCUGUGCACAUGGCUCAGUACAGCGUAGGCUUUCUUCAGUGCCAGCAAUGAAAUGAGGCGAUUGAUGUUACUUCACAUGCAUGCUAUGGCUCUGUCUUGCUAGCUGAUCCUUUCUUGUGACGUAUGCCAUAAGCAGUGCUGUGUGAGCUAUGACGGUAAACGAAAUGAUGCCCAGGCUUGAAUCUUUUAUAGGAACGUGCUUUUUUGAUCUUGUAAGGGACUCGACUUC